CUUAGUUGCGUAGUACGACUGAGAAGGACGAGCAUUAUGUCGCACUUCAUAUUUGGGAAGAGCGUGAUGACAAAUUCAAUUCAUGCUAAGUACUUAUCUAAUUAUUACUGAUAAAUUUUGAGACAUUGUAAUUGAUUCGAUGCGAGUCAGGUAUGACCUGUUAGAUGCACGACUUUAAUGCACUAGUUGUUAAAUUAUGUUACAAAUCUUCUUCCACAAGGUAUUCAUGGUUUGCUGACCCCUAUAAGUCCAGUGCCUCCUUUGUCACCAUGGCUACAAUCCAACGGGUCUCAACAAAGCUCUGUCAAGUCACAAGCAUUCUUUCCGCCCUCACCAAGCAAAACGAUGGAAUUGCCUUCAUCUCUCGCCAUAAGACACCUGCAAAUAGGCAAUUUGUUUCAUGUUGGCGUCUUUUCAACCAAUGCAAUCCCGCAAGGAACACGACUCGGUCCUUAUACAGGGCGGUUGUUAAGUCUGGAAGAAAUCGAUAAAAGCAGGGAUAACUCAUGCAUUUGGGAGGUUUUCUCAAACGGUGGCGUCAUGGCAUAUGUCGACGGCACGUUAGAUUCUACAAACUGGAUGAAGGCUAUCAACUGCGCAAGGUACAAGAAAGAGCAGAACCUCAUUAUCAUUCAGAUUGAGGGCGAGGUCUUCUACGAAAGCAUGAGGGACAUCGGUCCAGGAGAGGAGUUGUUGGUAUGGUAUGGGAACGACUACGAGCGUUACAUGGACAUCCCGUUAUCCCAUAAAGAGGUCGUGCCAAAGAAAGUACAGAGCAUUUCCGAGGACACAGAGGGAACAAUAGAAGAUCCCGGUACUUACCCAUGUGAGCACUGUGGCAAGGUUUUCUCCUACAAAUAUUACAGGGACAAACAUCUGAAAUAUACACGAUGUGUGGAUCAAGGAGACCGUAAGUUUCCUUGCCAUUUAUGCCAGCGGUCUUUUGAAAAACGUGACCGUUUACGCAUACACAUUCUCCACGUGCAUCAGAAGCACCGCCCGCAUUUAUGCAACGUGUGCGGUAAGCGAUUUUCGCAAUCGAGCAGUUUAAGCAAACAUCAGCGUGUUCACAGCGGUGAAAGGCCAUACAAAUGUCCGCACUGCGUUAAAGCUUUCACUGCGUCGUCAAUUCUGAGAACGCACUUGAGACAGCAUAGCGGUGAGCGACCGUUUAAAUGUAAGCACUGCGGCAAAGCAUUCGCCUCACAUGCAGCACACGAUAGCCAUGUGCGGCGAACGCACACCAAAGUGAAGCCAUGUGUUUGCAGUAUAUGCGACAAAGCGUUUGCACAAUCGUAUGAGCUGAAGUUCCAUAUGAACAUACACACGGGUGCAAAGCCGUAUUCAUGCGAAAAGUGCGGACGUGGUUUCUCAAGUCCAUCUUCAAGAGACAGGCACAAACAUCAUUUCGAUUGCUCAAGUAAAUCUACUGGAAGCCUGUGGAAAGAUUCCGAGUCAAAAAGCUCUUCUCCAGCUGAUAUCAACAACAAUGAACUACAGGACGAAGUUUUUGCCGAGUAAAGCUUAUGCACAGACUGGAGGAGCCUCGCUGAACUGUAUCUAAAAAUGUAAAUAUAAAGACAUUUCUAGCAAUAGUUUGUCGAGCUUUCUUUAGAAUUGGUAUUUUGAAUUUAGCACAGUUUUUAUUUGCACUGGUAGUUGAUUAUGGCGUAGAAGGAAGAUUGAUAGCUGUAAUAUUAAAUGUUUUUUAUAGGAACAUAGUGUUUAGGCCAUUCUAGACUAGGCCAAGUGAAAAUCCACCAGUGUCUUGCAGUCUAACUGAGAGGGGAUGAGAGGACAAUUGCCGUCGGGCCUGGAAAAGAAAC
Messenger RNA from Rhopilema esculentum, 1826 nucleotides. RefSeq names its product PR domain zinc finger protein 14. Gene Ontology annotation, biological process: regulation of gene expression. Lineage: Eukaryota; Metazoa; Cnidaria; Scyphozoa; Rhizostomeae; Rhizostomatidae. Gene Ontology annotation, molecular function: protein binding. Gene Ontology annotation, cellular component: nucleus. The record is from RefSeq and is a predicted model, not a curated record.